AUGGGUACCAUAUUGAGUCCAUUGAUCCAGGAUUCAACACGGAGUUACCAACAGUUGGCAACUCAAAUGACGAGAAUAGGAUAUUUUUUGGGAGCCCUAAAGGCUUGGGUCCGUCGGAAUCCUACGCCUCCUCCUCAACCGGAGACACCAGUUCAACAAGAGGAAAUGACGGAUGAUACUGUCGAACAGGAAUAUCAGGAAUUCGAACAAGUCUCAAGGGUGGCAAGAAGACCCCUUGUGGUACUGGUUAACCGUAACCAGGAUCCUGACCAGGUGGUCAGUCAGGUUCGACACUAUGCAGCCAUGGGGGAACAAAACCAAGAGGCUAUCGUUAAACGAAUCAUAGUGCGAAAAGGAGUAAGUCCUUACCUACAACGGCCAACUUACUCUUCGCCUCUACCAAAUUUUGUCUUACAAACAGAAUUGCCUAGGGGAUGGAAAGUCCCAAAAUUUACCAAGUUCGUUGGGGAUACUGAAGAAUCCAUCGUCGAGCACGUGGCCAGGUACCAGACCGAGGCUGGAGACAUAGCGAACAAUGAGGACUUGAAGUUAAAAUACUUCCCAAGUUCUCUUACAAAAAAUGCGUUUACAUGGUUCACAACGUUACCUCCACGGUCGAUCCAAACUUGGACACAAUUAGAGAGACUGUUCCAUGAACAAUUUUACAUGGGACAAUCAAAUAUCAACCUCAAAGAACUAGCUAGCGUUAAGCGAAAGGUUGUUGAGUCAGUUGAUCAGUACCUAAACAGGUUUAGACUGCUAAAAGCACAAUGCUUUACCCAAGUCCCUGAACAUGAACUAGUCGAGAUGGAGGUUGGGGGUCUAGAUUAUUCUAUAAGGAAAAAUCUGGAUACUCAGUAUCUUAGAGAUAUGGCCCAAUUGGCCGAUAGGGUUCGACCCAUCGAACGCUUGAAAACUGAGAAGUCCAAGGCGGGUUGUAAUACCCCAAAAUUUACCCUUCAUUUUUCUUGGAAGCUUGGGAUUAUGUCUUACAUUUCAUUAGCAUCAUACUAG
Lathyrus oleraceus (garden pea) is the source of this 1014-nucleotide messenger RNA. RefSeq lists its product as uncharacterized. Bases 1 to 1014 code for a protein of 337 amino acids. The transcript has a single exon. The record is from RefSeq and is a predicted model, not a curated record. Lineage: Eukaryota; Viridiplantae; Streptophyta; Magnoliopsida; Fabales; Fabaceae.